UCUCUCGAUCUCCGAUGAAAAAGAUUUAGAUCUACUGCUUCCUUUAUUUACAUAUUGAAUUGCUCCCUUUAACUCAUUUUUUUGUUCAUUCCUUUUUCUAAGUGUUGCUUGUUCGGUUUUCCGAAAGAUUGAGCUGAUUUUGAUAGGAUCUUGCAUAUUGUAAUGCGGUUCUUUCCACUUCAGUUCUGCAAAGAUGCAAUCUUUAUAUAAUUUCUUUAUAUAAUUUCAGUGUUUUUCAACUCUGAAAGUUCGUGUCUUUACUAUAUUUUGGUUCGGGUGUAGUGAAUAAUGGUGUAAUUUUUCUUUAUAGUGAAUAAAGAGUGUUAUUGGGAAUAGUUUCUUGAUUUUAGGUUAAAUAUUGAAAGGUUUAUGGUGGGCAGUGUUUCAGCUUUUGCUUCUUUCAUUCAAGUGCUUUAUUACCCUUGAAGUAGGUAAAACUGUAAGCCAUUUAGGUAUGCAUAAUAGAGCAGUUAUUUUGCUGAGUAAUAAAGUCAGGAGAAUUGAUUUCUUGACGUUUCUUACUUUUAGAUGUGUACAAGGUCAUGCUGGUAUUGAUAGCUACUUUACCCAAAAAAAAAGUAUUGAUAGCUAUCUUUUUCUUUCUAUGUUUACUCGCCCAGUACCUUACUACCUUAUUUUUGUGGAUAAGAUGUGAAUUAUAUGGCAACAUGGAUAAAAGAUGUGAAUGGGGCUUAUCUGUAGUGUCCGGUGCAAAUGCAACUAUCACUCUGCCCGGUCACUCGGCUGAAGAUGCUUACCCAGUUUCUAGUGUGAAUCCAAGUGUAUCUUUGGCGAGUCAAACAUUGGCGAUUGGGCAGGAGUUCCCGGAUGUGGAUACUUGUAGAAGAACAUUGAAGGAUAUAGCCAUAGCAUUGCAUUUUGAGAUUCGGAUAGUGAAAUCUGAUAGGAGUAGGUUUAUAGCUAAGUGUUCAAAAGAUGGUUGUCCGUGGCGUGUCCACGUUGCAAAGUUGCCAGGAGUUCCCACAUUUACCAUUAGAACGCUUAAUGCAGAGCAUACGUGUGAAGGCGUCCAAAAUCUUCAUCAUCAACAGGCAUCUGUGGGCUGGGUUGCACGAUCUAUGGAAGCACGUAUCAGGGAUAAUCCACAAUACAAGCCAAAGGAGAUUUUGCAAGAUAUUCGAGAUCAACAUGGGGUAGCAGUCUCUUAUAUGCAGGCCUGGCGAGGGAAGGAACGUAGUAUGGCUGCAUUGCAUGGGACUUAUGAAGAAGGUUUCAAGCUUCUACCUGCAUAUUGUGAGCAGAUAAGGAAAACUAAUCCUGGCAGCAUUGCUUCUGUUGUUGCCACAGGACAAGAAAAUACAUUCCAACGGUUAUUUGUUUCUUAUCGUGCUGCAAUCUAUGGUUUCAUUAAUGCUUGCCGUCCACUAUUAGAACUGGACAGAGUCCAUCUUAAAGGAAAGUACUUGGGAACAUUGUUCUGUGCUGUUGCCAUUGAUGCUGAUGAUCAACUGUUUCCAUUGGCAAUAGCUGUCGUUAAUGUGGAAAGUGAUGAGAAUUGGAUGUGGUUCAUGUCAGAGCUGCGUAAGCUUCUAGGGGUGAAUACUGAUAGUAUGCCCAGACUCACAAUACUUUCUGAGAGAACACUAGGUAUGGUAGAAGCUGUCGAGACUCAUUUUCCUAAUGCAUUCCACGGCUUUUGCCUGCGAUUUAUCAGCGAGAACUUCCGUGAUACGUUCAAGAACUCAAAGUUGGUGAACAUAUUCUGGAAUGCUGUUUAUGCGCUCACAACAGCUGAAUUCGAAAAUAAAAUAUCUGAGAUGGUGCAGAUUUCAGAGGAUGUCUUGCAUUGGCUACACCGUUUCAACCCUCAGCUGUGGGCCGUGGCAUACUUUGAAGGCGUACGCUACGGCCAUUUCACCUUGACUGCCACAGAAUUGCUGUACAAUUGGGCAUUAGAAUGUCACGAGCUCCCUAUUGUUCAGAUGAUGGAGCAUAUCCGGCAUCAGUUAACAUCAUGGUUCAAUGAACGUCUUAACAUUGGAAUGCGACUGACCUCAAUUCUUGUACCCUCGGCUGAAAAGCAGAUUUCAGAAGCUAUUUCGGAUGCUCGCUGUUACAAAGUGCUCCGUGCCAAUGAGGUUGAGUUUGAGAUUGUUUCAACUGAACGGACAAACAUCGUGGACAUAAGAAAUCGAGUCUGCUCAUGUCGCCGGUGGCAGCUCUACGGUCUGCCAUGUGCACAUGCAGCUGCAGCUCUUAUCUCCUGUGGGCAAAAUGCUCACUUGUUUGCUGAGCCUUGCUUCACAGUCCACAGCUACCGAGAAACCUACUCACAGAUGAUACACCCGAUCCCCGACAAGAGCCUGUGGAAGGAGCUGGGCGAAGGCACUGAUGGUGGAGGAGCUAAAGUUGAUAUCAUCAUUCGGCCACCUAAGACACGUAGGCCUCCUGGAAGACCGAAAAAGAAAGUUCUGCGCUUGGAGAGUUUGAAACGCCCAAAGAGAGUUGUUCAAUGUGGCCGAUGCCAUAUGCUUGGUCACUCUCAGAAGAAAUGCACACAGCCAAUGUGAUGCAUUCUCAGUAAUUCUCCUUUCUUGUCUAUUUUUUCUUCUUCUUGUAUGCAUUAUGUACUUAUGUUGCAAAUCAGUUAGAAUUUAGGCUAUGGUGGCUUACUACACCCGUCACUCUUGUUUAGGAUAAUGUACUUAUAUUUUAUAGCUGUAGAAUUUAGUUGCCCGUUUGAAGUAAUGCUUCGCUAUUUUCUGUUGUUUCUACUAAAUGAUGAAAUAGACCUUCAAGAAAAUCUCAUGGGAGGUGUGCAUUGUUCGGUUGAGAAAUGAAUUUUAAGGGUCGUCGGCUUAAUCUUACUUCCCUCGAUGAACUAUGUGUAGUAGGGUAUUACAUCGAAUCAUUCAGAAGUUGGUUUAAUAACAAACUUACCUUGCCUUGUGCCUUCAUUUUGAACAGUUGAGAAAUGGAAAAUGCUCUGUAAGUGCUCCAUGGUUUUUGUCGCUUAUCCGUUUAGUUUUUUGGCUAAUGACGAACAAGAUGUAGGGCUGUAAAUAAGUGGACCUAUAUGAAUGCUACUCAAAUCUUGAUUUGAAGUUCAUUCUAAAUUUGUCUAUAAACGAGCAGCUCGAGCCUCAAUCUGAGGAGCAACUCGUGCCUAUCUACUCCCGGAAGAUUCAAACAGCUCUACUAGGGUGACCAUUUUCUGAAAUUUCAGACAUGACUGAACUUAUCAGGAACCGGUUUGGCAAGAACGGCGCUAAAAGCUGUCUCUGGUUAUCUCUUUUUCUCAACAAAUCCUGAGUCUAAUUUUACACCUUGGGGUCCAGACUUGGUUCGCAAGUAUACGAGUGCUAGAUUUGGGUCGUAUUCAGAUGGAAGUAUACUGAAGGAGGAUGAAUCAAGAUUUCUUACAGGUAGUCUUUAUUUGUCUCGAUCAACAUAAGAAUUACGGAUUGUAAUCCUAUGAUCUUGUCGCAAGAUGUUCCUUGUGUAGCAAGAUUAUAUAUACCACACUUUGGCAGCUAAAGCCAGUGGUGAGUUGUGCUUAAAGUCGUUGGAGCCUUUGCCCGAAAACCGCCAUUGCAAUGGCCGGACCGGACACUCUGUAUUCAUCAACAACCCCGAAGCGUUUGUUUUAUGGUUGCUGCAAGUCUUUCGCACACGACCGGGACAUUAAGAAUCUCCCAGAAGGUCUACAAUCCGUUUCGAGGAACGAGUGUAGGGUUUCAGUAGUAUUACCUAAUAAGUGACCAUUCCAUCACAUUCAUGCAUCUGUUGUUUGUUUUGUACCCACAAUAUUUGUGAUGUAUAUUACUGGUGAAAGAAUGUAGAGCAGUUGGGUUAGUUUUCA
Messenger RNA from Salvia splendens (bonfire salvia), 3823 nucleotides. RefSeq lists its product as uncharacterized. The coding region runs from base 543 to 2531 and encodes 662 amino acids. The record is from RefSeq and is a predicted model, not a curated record. Gene Ontology annotation, molecular function: zinc ion binding. NCBI's taxonomy places the organism in Eukaryota, Viridiplantae, Streptophyta, Magnoliopsida, Lamiales, Lamiaceae. The transcript is spliced from 4 exons.